Epithele typhae is the source of this 3549-nucleotide messenger RNA. RefSeq names its product P-loop containing nucleoside triphosphate hydrolase protein. Gene Ontology annotation, biological process: mRNA splicing, via spliceosome. The transcript has 17 exons. Bases 1 to 3549 code for a protein of 1182 amino acids. Gene Ontology annotation, molecular function: ATP binding; RNA binding. Gene Ontology annotation, cellular component: spliceosomal complex; intracellular anatomical structure. NCBI's taxonomy places the organism in Eukaryota, Fungi, Basidiomycota, Agaricomycetes, Polyporales, Epitheliaceae. The record is from RefSeq and is a predicted model, not a curated record.
AUGGCCUCUGCUGCCAACGAUACGGAUGACUUCACCCACCACAUUGCCAUAGAGCUCUCUCGAGCUCUCAACAUCGUCAACCCGAACGACCUCCUCGCCAGGCGCGUUCAAGACAUCGCCAAGACGAACACAAUAGACAGCUUCAUUUCUGCUGCGAGAACUUUUGGCAAGUUCAAAGAUUCCUUCCUUGCCGAGCUGCAUGCAGAGAUCUUGUCGCACGAGAAGCAGGAGGCCACCGGAAAGCCAGCGCAGCCGGUUCAAGGCAUCGUCGUCCAUGACAGCGAUGUUCUCGAGCCCGAGCCGGUUAGGCAGGGUGGUCUUAUGCGUAAAGAGGUGAAACAUACCUUCCGCCAACCGGUCAAGCCACUUGCACCCCCAACCCCUCGAUCUUCCGUACUCGGUCUUGACCGUCUUGCCCAAGAGAAGCGCGCCGCCGCCGCUGCAGCUGCUGCUGGGAAUGAAGAAGGAAGUCGGAAGAGGGCUAGACUAGACGGGAUGAGCCGGUCUUUAAAGGUACGCUCUGCGCAGGUUAUCUCCCGCCACUUUCCAAUACGAGCUCCUUCCACAGUUCCGUCUCUCCCGGCUUCUCGUUCGGCUCAACUACGACAACGUGGCGAUGAAACACCAUCCCAUCCGGGAGGACUGUCGGAUAUUGCUCGUCAGAGGCUAGAAGAGCGACGACGGACCAGAGAGGGUAUCACGGCGAAGAACGAGCCUCGGAACGAUGGACCUCGCGGUCUUGGUGACUUCCAGCGACGCCUCAAUCGCGACCGACCAUACGACAGACGCGACCGUGACCGCGACCGCAAUCGGCGCGACUGGGAUGCAACACCUCGCUCAGAACGUAGCCGACGCGGAGACGAUGCGCCAAGUGUCCGUAUUCCCAACGCAUCUUGGGACGCCACUCCUCGUCGAUCUGGAUCUCCGGGGGCCAACGGGAGCGCGCGUAACCGGAGGUGGGACGCCCCGACCCGCGCCGUGGGCGACGGUGCGUUGGGUCUGGAUGCCCGGGAGUGGGAAGAGGAGCAGACACGUCUGGAUCGUGACUGGUACAUGGGUGCGGAGGAGGGUAAUGUUGUCGGCGACGAAGACUACAACCCCCUGGCGCAGUACGACGAUCUGGCGGCGGUCAAGGAGGAGCAGAUGGCGAAGAAGCAGGUCAAGAAAAUCUCGGCGCGUCAGGCUCAAUACAAUGCCGACAACGAUCUUUGGGAGGCGAACCGAAUGGUGACUUCCGGAGUCGCUACGCGGAAGGAGAUCGACCUCGACUUCGAGGACGAAUCCGAGUCAACAGUCCACGUCAUGGUGCACGACCUCAAGCCCCCUUUCCUCGACGGACGGACCGUCUUCACCAAGCAACUAGAACCCAUCAACCCUGUGCGCGAUCCCACCAGCGAUAUGGCUAUCUUCUCGCGGAAGGGCAGUGCACUAGUCAAGGAGAAGCGCGAACAGGCGGAACGUGCCAAAGCAGCUGCGAAGCUGGCCGCCCUUGGGGGCACGCAGCUCGGGAACAUCAUGGGUGUGAAGGACGAGGAAGGCGACGCCGAAGCUGAAGGGGAAGCGAAGGCAAAGCAAGAGAAGGAGGAAGACUACAAGGGCGACUCGAAGUUUGCGUCUCACUUGAAAACCACGACCGGAGUCAGUGCUUUUGCGCGUACGAGGACACUCAAGGAGCAACGAGAGUACCUGCCCGCGUUUGCGUGCCGAGAAGAGCUGAUGAAGGUCAUCCGGGAGAACCAAGUGAUCGUCGUCGUCGGAGAGACUGGUUCGGGGAAGACCACCCAGCUCGCUCAGUUCUUGUACGAGGACGGGUACUGUUCAUAUGGCAUCAUCGGCUGUACGCAACCUCGCCGUGUUGCGGCCAUGUCCGUCGCGAAGCGUGUUAGCGAGGAGAUGGAGUGCAAACUUGGCUCUACCGUCGGAUACGCCAUCCGUUUCGAGGAUUGCACGACCCCCGAGACAAAGAUCAAGUAUAUGACGGACGGUGUUCUCCUUCGUGAAUCGUUGAACGAGGGCGACUUGGAUCGGUACAGCGUCAUCAUCCUCGAUGAAGCGCACGAACGGUCCCUCAGUACCGACGUUCUAAUGGGUUUGCUACGGAAGAUUCUCUCACGUAGACGUGACCUAAAGCUCAUCGUCACAUCGGCAACGAUGAACGCUGAGAAGUUCUCCUCGUUCUACGGAAACGCUCCGACUUUCACCAUUCCCGGUCGUACUUUCCCAGUCGAAACCUUCCACUCAAAGUCACCAUGUGAGGACUACGUCGACAGUGCGGUCAAGCAAGUGCUGCAGAUCCAUUUGUCGCUUCCUCCAGGCGACAUCCUGGUGUUCAUGACGGGUCAAGAGGACAUCGAGAUCACUUGCCAGGUCGUUCAAGAACGACUAUCGCAGCUCGAUGACCCCGCUCCCCUCGCCGUCCUCCCCAUCUACUCUCAAAUGCCGGCGGAUCUGCAGGCAAAGAUCUUCGAGCCAACGGCCGACGGCCGGCGAAAGGUCAUCGUAGCCACCAACAUCGCCGAGACGUCGCUAACAGCGAACGCCAACCAACGCACCGGUCGUGCUGGUCGUACGGGCUCCGGGUUCUGCUACCGGCUGUACACCGAGAUGGCGUUCCGGAACGAUAUGUUCGAGAACAACAUCCCGGAGAUCCAGCGCACGAACCUGGCCAACACCGUCCUGCUCCUCAAGUCGCUCGGGGUCAAGAACCUGCUCGAGUUCGACUUCAUGGACCCGCCACCGCAGGCGAACAUGCUCAACUCGAUGUACCAGCUCUGGGUGCUCGGCGCGCUCGACAACAUCGGCGACCUCACGCCGAGCGGGCGGAAGAUGAGCGAGUUCCCGAUGGAGCCGAGCAUGGCGAAGAUGCUCAUCCAGUCGGUGGAGUACAAGUGCUCGGCGGAGAUGCUGACGAUCGUGUCGAUGCUCUCCGUCCCGAGCGUGUUCUACCGGCCGAAGGAGCGGAUGGAGGAGGCGGACGCCGCGCGCGAGAAGUUCAACGUGCCCGAGAGCGACCACCUCACGCUCCUGAACGUGUUCAACCAGUGGAAGGCGCACGGCUGGCGCGACGAGUGGUGCCUCCGCCACUUCCUCCACCCGAAGCUGCUCCGCAAGGCGCGCGAGGUGCGCGCGCAGCUGGAGGACAUCAUGAAGUUCCAGAAGAUGGAGCUCAUCUCGGCCGGCACGGACUUCGAUGUUAUUAGGAAAGCGAUCACGGCGGGAUACUUCCAUCAAGCGGCGCGCGUGAAGGGUAUCGGAGAGUUCGUGAACAUACGCACGGGCCUGCCGACUCACCUCCACCCGACCAGUGCGCUGUAUGGUUUAGGAUACACGCCGACGUACGUCGUCUACCAUGAACUGAUCCUCACCUCGAAGGAGUACAUGACCCAGGUCACCGCCGUCGAUGCGUAUUGGCUGGCUGAGCUCGGGUCCGUCUUCUACUCCGUCAAGGAGAAGAAUUUCGACGAGCGCGGCAACCGCCGCCACGCGGACCGCGAGUUCUCGAAGAAGGCCGAGCUCGAGACCGAGAUGGCGCGCCAGCGCGAGGAGUGA